AUGGCGUUUGUUGCACUUUCUCCGAAGGAGUUGUUGAUUGGAGCCUUGUGUGUGCUUGUUCUUCUCACCUUUUUCUCCACAACCAUUAUCUCCUCUCUUUAUGCCUUGGAUAUUCGUAUGGCAACUACUACUACAAGUAAAAUCACCAAGAAGGUUUUAGGUCGUCCGAAUAUUCCUCUCAAGAAAUUAAAUAUUAUUCCUCACUCAUUGUCUGUGAGCGGAUUGAGCUCGGGAGGUUUUAUGGCUGUUCAGUUCCAAUUUGCGUACAGUUCAAGCAUUGUUGGAGCUGGUAUUUUCGCUGGUGGUCCAUACUAUUGCGCUCAAGGACAAAUGGCCAAUGCUUUCGAUCAGUGCAUGUAUGCUGCUCUUCCAAUUGAUUUGAAUGCUUUGCAACAAGUAUUACAAGAUUAUGAGAGUUCAGGAAAAGUGGAUCGUCUUUCCAAUAUCAAGUCACACAAAAUUUUCUUAUUUAGUGGUACCUCAGAUAAUACAGUGAACACUGCUGUCAUGAAGACCCUCUAUCAACAAUAUCAACAAUUUGGAGUUCCAUCCUCAAAUAUUAAUGUUACAUUUAAUGUUCCUGCUGGCCAUGCUUGGAUUACAAAUGACUAUGGAAAUGAUUGUUCUGUCACUCAGAGUCCUUGGAUUAACAAUUGUAACCUUCGUGGUGCUUUACGUGUGUUGCAAACCAUUUAUUCCAACAACAUUACCGACAGCACACAAGCAGUAGAUCGAAAUUUAUUCACCUACGAUCAAUCUGGUUCUUUCUCUGGUACGGACAUGGAUGAGAAGGGUUACAUUUACAUUCCAACCGCUUGCCAACAAAAUACAGCAUGUAAGAUUCAUGUUGCAUUCCAUGGCUGCGAACAAGGUGUGUCCUAUGUGCAAGAACAAUUUGUUCAAUACACUGGAUUGAAUGCAAUUGCUGAAAAGAAUAAUAUUAUUGUUGUCUAUCCUCAAGUGACCUCUGGUGGCUUUGAGAAUAUUAAUGGAUGUUGGGAUUGGUGGUCAUAUUCAGGACCUGAAUAUGCUAACAAGAGAGGCUCUCAAAUGAGUGCUGUAGCUAAUGUGGUCAAAGCUCUCGGUGGUGACAUUGUUGUUUAA
Molecule: messenger RNA, 1104 nt
Organism: Naegleria fowleri
Lineage: Eukaryota; Heterolobosea; Eutetramitea; Acrasida; Naegleriidae
Exons: 3
Coding region: 1-1104 (367 amino acids)
Cellular component (GO): extracellular region
Molecular function (GO): hydrolase activity
Source: RefSeq, a predicted model, not a curated record